AUGGGAGCGGAAACGACGCCCGAACAGCGUGUUAGCGAGGAUUUGAUGCAGGCGGUGACGUGUCUGAAGCGUGUGAUGAACGGAAUGAAGCACGGAAACGAGGUGCCAGAAGAGGAGAAGCAACAGAAUCCCACCGACGUCAUCUGCACACUGGAGAAGCUCACCGGCGCCCUAGAGAGAUGUAUGGAGAAUAAUAAGACGUUAAACGAUGUGCUCAGCGGGAAAAUGAAAUGUACAACAUGUGGCUCAACAUCUGUCGGUUUUCUUGCCGAUUGUCACGACAGUGCCACGUCAACAACCACAACAACGUCACAUCGAUCAUCCGAAGAGCCAAUGCCACGUCGAAAGAAUUCAGAAGACAUGGAUGACGUCGACGACGGUUGCUCAUCGUUAGGCUCCAGAAGUAUCAGAUCGGUGUCGAGUCAGGAGGACGAUGAGACGACGUUGGUAGCGGAUAUGAUCAAAGAGGGCGGAGCUUCGAAAACUGUGGAGGAAGAAGAAGAGGAGCAUGAUUUGGUGAUGAAAACGAUUCUAUCAACGACGACAUCCACGUCAUCGACGACAGAGAUUCAGAAAGAAGACGUGCGGAAAGACGCGGAAAUUCCGAUGACAACCGAUUGCAAUAACACGGCACUUUUCGAUCAAUUCCUUCAGAAUUCGCUAUUAGGACUUCCGGAUAUGAAGGCGAUGAUUGAUAUGCCGCCCACGGUUUCCGAUGAAAAUAAUGAGGAUGAGAAUCAGGAAUCGAACGCAUUGCUCAGCAACUUUUUCCAGAUCCUCUUCGCCAAUAAUCAAAACAGUGUGGCUGGAAUGGAAGGAGGAUCGAGUGAAACGGAUUCCACGUCAUCCCAACCGUCUCCACCGGCUGAUCUUUCACAAAUGGACCCGUCACAAUUCGAUACGUUAGCAAUGUUGGAAUCUCUAAUGGCCGAAUCCUUGAAUCCCGCAGAUGCCACGACAUCAGCUGAAAAUAAGGCGAAAAAGCGAAAAAACACACCAAUCAAGGUGCCGAAAUCUGAAAAUGGCGGAUACGUGUGUCCGAUGGAAGGAUGUAAUAAGAUAUUCAAAGAGAAAGGAUCCGUUCAUCGUCAUUUCGUCACGCACAUCGGAAUGCGAUUCAAUUGCGACAAAUGCAAGGCUUCGUACACUCAAAAGCACGCCCUGAUGCUUCAUCAGAAGAUCCACCUGAAUCCGGACGCCUAUCAGUGCCGCGGAUGUGGUACCAACUAUACCACACAAAAUGGACUCAGAUUGCAUAGACAGAGAAAUCCGGCAUGCAUGGAGCACAACACCAGCGCCACGAUGUCCGACUUCAACUCAUCGCUAAACGACGUUCUGUCGCUCGCCACAGCACAGUCGACACCAACGAAACAGAUGGUCAUGGCAGCUCCAUAA
Molecule: messenger RNA, 1395 nt
Organism: Caenorhabditis briggsae
Lineage: Eukaryota; Metazoa; Nematoda; Chromadorea; Rhabditida; Rhabditidae
Gene: Cbr-ztf-6
Product: Protein CBR-ZTF-6
Exons: 6
Coding region: 1-1395 (464 amino acids)
Biological process (GO): regulation of transcription by RNA polymerase II
Cellular component (GO): nucleus
Molecular function (GO): DNA-binding transcription factor activity, RNA polymerase II-specific; RNA polymerase II transcription regulatory region sequence-specific DNA binding
Source: RefSeq, a predicted model, not a curated record